GGGAAACGAACGAGCCAUUACCGCCCAAAACAAACCAAGAUGCAGCAAUCCUUCUAUGUUCAGUGGAUUUUAUAUGCGAUAUGUUUUAUGGUUCUCUUAUUCAAAGUUGCAGAGCCACUACCAUGUGUUCUAAGUGAAUGGACUAACUGGAGUUCAACAGGUGUCCCUGGAACUGUUUCCAGACGCAGAAAUGUUAUAACUCCUGCUACUGAUAAUGACGAGGAAUGUGGAGAGCUUCGGCAAUUAAAGAAAGAACCACUACCAUGUGUCCUGAGUGUUUGGACAAAAUGGAGUGCACCAGAUGCAUCUGGAACAGCUUUCAGACAUAGACAAGUGAUUAGACCUGCUCUUAAUAAUGGAGAAGAAUGUGGAGAGCUUUUGCAGAUAAGGACAGGAAACAAAUGAAAGACAACAAAACAAUUUUGGCUGAUAACAUCACCAUACACAGCUGAUUGAGGAGAAGAUGUACAGAAGAAGCAUAUAUAAUCAGAAUAUUUUGAUAAAUCAUAUUAUAGGACAGACUUCCGAGUAUAUACAUAUACAUAUAUAAUCUAAAUUUUACAGUUAUUUCAUUAUUUUUAUAUAUAACUUGUACAUUGAAAAUAGAUGAAUAUAUGAAUAUAUAACUAUACAAGAUUGUGUUGAAGGGCAUACUAUGCAGUUUUGAUCCCGUAUUGGAAUAAAUGAUAACACAAGCUG
Molecule: messenger RNA, 699 nt
Organism: Mytilus trossulus (common blue mussel)
Lineage: Eukaryota; Metazoa; Mollusca; Bivalvia; Mytilida; Mytilidae
Product: spondin-1-like
Exons: 4
Coding region: 40-405 (121 amino acids)
Source: RefSeq, a predicted model, not a curated record